AAAACAACAAUGGUUACUCUGGCUUAACUCCUACCAUGUCCUGGGAGUAUACAGCCAUGCUCAAACAGCUUGAGGAGGCAUAUUGAGUCUGCUCACACAUAAAUAGCACUGUUCCUCAUAUUGAGGACGUCUGAAUUUGCCAGGAUUGGUGAUUAUGUACUUCCUCAAUCAAUUCCAAGCUAAGCACUAGUAUUGGAAACGAUAGUAAGCAAGAUAUGAAUGGAUCAUCUUGAUGUUCAAAAUCAGGUACAAAAUCUAAGAUUCAUAAAAAGAAUAUUACACAUCAACUUGGUCAAGAAGAAGUCGAACAAUCAGAAAAUAUUGAUGACAACUCUCAGGAUAUCAAAAGGAGGAAAUCACGCUCCUCUAAGCUAGACAUAAAGCCAAGUCUUAUUAGAGUGCGCAGAAAGAUUCUCAGCAGCGGAAUCACCGCUUUCUUCAGUUCACCAAAAAAGACUAGAGGGACUGCAGAUGUCACACUUGGGAGAAGAUCUAGAUACAUCGGUGUUUCUAAGAACAACUCUCAUUGGCAAGCAAUGAUCAACUCAAGAAGAGACAAAAAAUACAUCGGGACCUACCUCACCGAACUAGAGGCCGCCAGAAUCUACGACAUCUACUCUAUUGCCAUGCAAGGAAUCAAAGCUCCCCUAAACUUCAACUACUCCACUGCUGAAAUGCUCACAAUAAUCGACAACUUCCUCCACCCACAACAAUAAAUCCCUAAUUUCAUCUAAAUUCCGUCUUCACCCAACCUCACCAACGUUCUUAGCUUAGCCAUGUUUGUUAGCUGGCGGGU
Messenger RNA from Moneuplotes crassus, 796 nucleotides. The record is from the annotation of a GenBank genome assembly. Lineage: Eukaryota; Ciliophora; Spirotrichea; Euplotida; Euplotidae.